Messenger RNA from Larimichthys crocea (large yellow croaker), 3035 nucleotides. Its product is annotated as protein FAM111A. The record is from RefSeq and is a predicted model, not a curated record. Gene Ontology annotation, biological process: DNA replication. Bases 46 to 2055 code for a protein of 669 amino acids. Lineage: Eukaryota; Metazoa; Chordata; Actinopteri; Sciaenidae. Gene Ontology annotation, cellular component: chromatin; nucleus. The transcript has 5 exons.
CUAUUUUCAAACAGCGCACGUUUGUAGAGUCGUCAGUGAGUGAAGAUGCCUUCCAGAAAGUCACAGUCACAGUCAAAGGACAUCAGGUCCUUUUUCAAGAAAAGUGACAAUCCUCAAAGCAACGGGAGCUCAACCCCCACAGAGAGUACACAGCCAGGUGGAGCUACAAGCUUUCAACCAGGUGGAGCUACAGACUGUCAGCUGGGUGAAGCUAUGAACUAUGAGGCCGCUGCACAAACCCGAGUGAAGAGGGAGAAUGAUUGUGACUCCAUGGAUGGACAUUCACAUCAGUUCAGAGUGAAGUUCAGUCGUACUGACUGUGAGGAAUACACUGUUACCUGUGAUAAACCUUGCACAGUGCUGAAGGCGAUAAAAUCACUUGAAAUCUACAAGAAGAAGAUGAAGUGUUCAGAUGUAAAGAUUGUAAUUCAGCUGGGUGAAGGGGAUCGUAAAUCUAUUGUUGCGACACAUUUCCCGUGCUCUCUUAUCGAGCAUGAUAAGUGUCUGAUCAUAUCAGAGGAGUCAGAACAGGUUGAAGUUGCCCAAGACCAAUAUUAUGAAACAACAUAUUCAAGUGAGAAAUAUUCCGUCUUCUACAUUGAUACAGUAGGAGGGAAAUACACCAGAACAAAGCAGCUUUUUAGAAACAAUGCUCUCAAACAGUUCAAGUAUCUCUGUGUCUAUGGUGAAAAGGGGGAGACUGUAGAAGAGGCUCUGAAAAGAGACGGUCGCUUCAUUGACAACCUUGGCAACUUCACUCUGUCUGACAACGAUGAACAAAAUCGUAUCACAGAAUGCACACAGAAAGUUGAUAACCUAAAUGGAAAACAAUUCAAGAUAUGUCUUACACGGGGGGAGAAAGCAGAUGAUGAAGAGCAGCAGGAAAACCCAGGUACAUCAAGUAACCCACAACAGAAGAGUGCCACAAGGCCAGUCUUAGAUGUAGCAAAGCAAAGUGGAGUCAGUGUCAGAAAAGUAAUAAAAAUGAAAGAGAGUGGCAGCAGUGUUGACACACAGGAGAUUUAUGAAAUACUGCGUAAGCAGUUUCCAGCUCUGAGAGAACUGAUGCAGAGUAGAUUUCCUGGUGAUUCUUAUCAGACAGCACUGGAACUGAGGAAGGAAGACUUUGGAAAGAUCCAACAGUCGUUCAGUGAAGUUCACAGAGUCAGGAAGCUGCUGAAACUGGGUGAGUCAGUCUGCAAAGUGGUUGUUCCGGAUGUUUGUCAGGGCACAGGCUUUGUGUUGUUUGACAACUUUAUUCUGACUAACGGACACUUAUUCAAAGAUCGUGUUGAUGGAGACAGGCUCAUGGAAGGUACAGAAGUGUGUGUGUUGUUCAACUAUGACGAUCCUGAGCCAUUCAGUAAUUCCUACUACUUCAACGUAGAUAACUCUUACAUCUGUUUAAACAAGGAUGAGCUAGAUUAUGCCGUACUUGAGCUCAACCCUCAGGUCCAGAAACUGAGACAAACAACACAAACAGAAAAACUGAAGGUACCACCUGGGCUACUGAAGAACUUUGGUCCAGUGCCUGAAAAUGGUGAAGCCUGCAUCAUUGGUCACCCAGCAGGAGGCGUGAAAAAAAUGGAUUUUACAUGUAUCAUUGAAAAAGAGAAGAGAGGCCAGGCUGUCAGUGAUCAUUUAGAUAAGUACAAAGAAACUAUUUUUACAAUCCAUUCAAUUGAAAACUUAAUCAAAAAUCAGAACAUUGAAAGCAUCAUGAUCGAUGGAACUAGAGCAGAAAAUAUAGCAACCUACGACACCUUCAUGUAUCACGGCUCCUCUGGCUCCCCAGUGUUUGAUGCUCAGGGGCAAGUGUUUGGUUUGCAUACUGCAGGGUAUACCUAUGGGUUUCCAAACCACACAGAGAGCGUGAUAGAGUUCGCACAAUCCGUGCUGACUAUAUUUGAACACUUUGUGGGUCACCUGAAGGAAAGAGGAGAUGAAGAGCUGUUGAGGAGAGUUGAGGAGGAAGCACAGCGUAAUCCUUACCUGAAAAAAAUAUUAAAUAGCUUCUGUGAGGAGGACAUGGACGUUGAUUUUGGUGUUAUGUAAAGACACCUGGCUGCACAGGUUGUAUUGUCCAUAUUGUCAUUUUCUAACUAUAACAAGUUACAUACAGUACUUUAGUUUCUGUGUGAGGAGCAGAAUCUGUGCAGUUGUUGUCGAUCGCCUGGAUGCUUAUUUAGAAAUCCACCACAGAAAGUCCAAAAACAAAAGAGAAGAAAGGAGGAUUCCUCUGUAUGCAAUGUACCCACAUAAUAUUGUCAGACAUCAUCAUCAUCAUUUAUUCACAUAUAUUCAUUUAUCCUGUACUUUGAUAUGAAUUCUUGUUCUGGUGAAGAUCAUGGUAGAAAGUUGGUUUCCAUUGCCAUAUAAUUUUUUUAUUAUGAUUUGUCAUGUAUCCGUUUUUAACAAUGUGUGUUCUUUACUCUGUAUGAUAAGUAAAGUUUUAUGUUCUUUGUUUGGUUGAGACUGGCUCUGUUCAGAUAGGCCUAAGACAUCAGCUAUGCUACGCUAAGUCAGCUCUGAAACAGUGCUACAAAAACAGUAGCUCCAGCGAGAGGUCGCGGUCCGUAACCCACAAAGUCUGCAUGAGACAGACUCUGGCUCUUUCUCCUGGAGCCUCAGCCUGCAGGACUUGUGGGUGAUGUUUGGGUGUGAGGCAGUUUGGACUUUUGCAAAACUCCUAAACCGGUGAGAGUUGAUUAUUCCACGGAGGUGAUGCUUGCCUAUACGUCCCAGUCGCGUCUCCCUGGUCUACUGUGCAUAGAAGGGGGCGCUACCAUACUGCACGAGCACACUUCUGUGAAUAAUUGAUGUCAGCCAGUUUGGAGAUCAGAUAAGUAAAAAAUAAAUUAUGUGACUAAAAAUCUAAAGUGUCACAAUUAUUUAAUUUGACCCAUAGUAUGGCCAGAUCCAGGCCCUGAACAGAACCAAAUCAAUCCUUUAUUGUUUCUAUCAAGAUUUUCUUUUUUUGUAUUGAAUAAACAAACUGUUAUUGGGAAAAUAAAAAUGAUAUAACUUUAAAAGUC